Molecule: messenger RNA, 1926 nt
Organism: Dentiscutata erythropus
Lineage: Eukaryota; Fungi; Glomeromycota; Glomeromycetes; Diversisporales; Gigasporaceae
Source: the annotation of a GenBank genome assembly
AUGUCUUCUCGAACUCCAUCACCUAACUUGAUCGAUUUUGGAAGUGUAGCUGAAAAUGACAUUUCAGAAAAGUUUUUUAUAAGUAGUCAAGAUUCUUCAGACGAGGAAAGUGCACGUGAUCUGGAAUUACCUUAUGAUCCAUGUUUAGUUGAACAAGAUGAAUCAAAUAAAGAAUUAGAUCUCAAAAAACCAAUUGUUAAAGAAGACUUGAAUCACUAUAUGGAAAGCGUUCGCCCUUUAUUUAAAUAUUUCGACGAUCUUUCAUUGUUGGAUCAAUAUUAUUCCUCUGAAUCAAGUAUAAAUUUUAAUUCUGCUGAAGAAUCUGACGAACAAAGUUUAGAAAGUAUUAUAGGUGAUGAUUCAUUUGAGGUAUUCAACAUGUUUCUGUCAAAUUAUAUGGAUGAUAUUGAAAAUAUCGAGGAAGAGACUUGUCCAUCUGCGAUUGAUUCGGACGAAUCGCUCGGAAUCGAUGCUAUUAUGAUUGAUCGAACUUCGGAUACUUCGGAAAUUGAAGCAGAAGGUUCUAGUAGUGCUCAUUCUGUGUGUUCUAAAUCACGAAUGGAUCUAGUUUUGCGCAAGUGUAGAACAAAUAUGACAACAAUUAUAGAUACUUCUUAUUUAGAAUUUGAUACUCGAUUAGAAGAAUCUUUUGGUGAUUUACGUAUUGAAAUAAAACGACGUGCCCAAAAUUUAUUCAAAAGAUCAAUUCGAGAACAAUCAAAACAAAUUUAUACAAAAAUUCUUACUGAAAUGGGAAAUUUAAUGAUUGAAUUGGCUCAAAAUGUUAAUACCGUAUUAUCAUUAUCACAUUGGAAAGAAUCUGUUAAUGAAAAAAUUAGAUCAAAUAUUACUAAAGCUAUUAGUGAAUUAGAAAAAUCUCAAGAAGAACGCAGUCUUGCCUUAUUUUCCAACUUUUUGACUGACGUUGAUACGGUUAUAGAAAAUAAAAUAAGUAGAUGUGUUAAUGAAUUAAUUCAAGUUAAAGCACAAGCAAAAAUUCAAAAAUCUAAAGAAAAUUCUGAUAAUGAACUUUCUGAAGAAGGAAUGAAAUUAUUAGUAAUUGAUCAAUUUGCUGAUACUGUCUAUAAUAGGAUUAAAAUUUCUAAAGAAUGGGCAAAACGUGUUUCAAAUAAUAUUCAAAUUCUUGAAGAUGAAAUAACAAUUUUAAAGCAAGAUUUAGAUCGAAUGGAUUAUGUAGUAAGAGAAGAAACUUUUGAAAAUAAAUUUAAAGGACUUGAAGAAAAAAUUGAUUCUAUUCGUGAUAUAGCUCAACAACUUGAGAAUAAAUAUUAUCAACUACGAGAAGAAUUGAAAAAAAAUUUUUUUGAUAUCAAAGAAGGAACAAAAAAUAUUAAUGAUCGACUUGCAGCAUUAGAGAGUGUUGAUGAGUUAAUAGAAGCUCGGUUGAAUAAAGAUCUUCAAAUAAGUGAAAAAACAAUUAUGAAAAGGUUAAAAGACGAUCAUAACGAAAAGAUGGCACAAACGAUCGCUGUAAUAAAGGAUGAAGCUUUAAAAAUAUUUAAGAGAAUAGAAGCUUUAGAGGCUGUCGAUGAAUAUUUGAGGCAAGAGUUUAAAUCGAAUGAAGAAGAAAUCAUGAAACGAAUAGAAAAUGAAAAGGCAAUUGCUAAUCAAAUCAUUCAGGAAAGGAUUCGAGAAGCAAUCAAUUUAUAUACUAUAGAAUACGAUGAAAAGUUGAAACAACGGACUUAUGAAUUGCUUCAACAUUAUGAAGAAAGGCUUAAUAAACUUGCCGAUACUUCAAUUGCUAAUGACGAGGAAAUAAACCGUAUCAAUAAAGAAUCCAAUGAAUUUAAACAGAAAAUACGAAAAAUUGAGGCCGAUAAAAUUUGGUAUAAAAUAGGAUUUACAACCCUUGCAGCCUUGUUUAUAAUACUUUUAAUUUCAGUCAUCUUAUUUCCCUUGUGA